This is a messenger RNA of Brachypodium distachyon (stiff brome), 965 nucleotides long. RefSeq lists its product as uncharacterized. The record is from RefSeq and is a predicted model, not a curated record. NCBI's taxonomy places the organism in Eukaryota, Viridiplantae, Streptophyta, Magnoliopsida, Poales, Poaceae. The transcript has a single exon. The coding region runs from base 251 to 739 and encodes 162 amino acids.
CUCCUUUCCUCCUUUCCCUCUUUUGCCCUCCAAGCAAUGCCAAUGCAAGGCCAUGACAAAAAUAAAAAAUAAAAAAUGCAAACAUGUUGCAGCCCCUGGCUACAUGUAGGAAGACUACUAUAUAAGCAUUGGUCACCCUACAUUGUGAAAGAGAGAAUAGGAUCCUCAAACAGAGGUGGCAAGGCAAUCAAUCAACAAGCUCUGUCUCAAGCUAAAGAAGAGAGAAGGGGAUCAGAUUCUUCUUGUAAACAUGGGCAACAGCUUGCGGUGCUGCCUGGCUUGCGUCCUCCCCUGCGGCGCGCUGGACCUGAUCCGGAUCGUCCACCUCAGCGGCCGGGUCGAGGAGUACGGCCGCCCCGUGGCCGCCGGCGAGAUCCUCGCCGCGAACCCGAACCACGUGCUGAGCAAGCCGUGCUCGCAGGGCGGCGGCGGCGGCGUGCGGCGGAUCCUCAUCGUCUCCCCUGAGUCCGAGCUCGAGCGCGGCGAGAUUUACUUCCUCAUCCCUGCCUCCUCCGUGCCGGAGCGGAAGAAGAAGAGUGGCGGCGGCAGCUCGCCCGGCCCCGCCGCCGCUGCAGGAUGCCAGAAGAAGGCGCCUGCGGAGAAAUCCAGCAGCCAUGUGAAGAGCAAGGCGGCGUGCGAAGUGGCGGAGAAGAGGUCGAUGCACCGGCGGCGGGUGAGCAGCGGCAGCCGGGCCGCCGUGUGGAGGCCGCACCUCGAGUGCAUUGUAGAGGGCACUUGACCCAGUGGAUUAUUAAUUGAUUUUUCUUUUUUCUUUUCCUUUUUCUUUUUUUGCAUGGGUGUCAUUUUCUCUCUUGUGUGAUGUGUAUGCUUUUUUUGCAAUCCUUUUUGUAACUGUACAUCCAUGUAAUGUUUACCCCUUCCUGCAUAUAUAAGAUGGGCAUGAAGAGGGAGGGUUGUGAAUUCUUUCUUGUUCUAAUUACUGUCUUUUUGUCUUUCUCCUUGAA